AUGAGCUACAAUCUCUUCCUUCUGGCUUUUGUCCUGGGCAUUGGUGGAGGUUUCCAGUACGGGUUGCAGGUCUCCAUUAUCAAUUCUCCUGCUGAGUACAUCAAAAGUUUCAUCCGUGAGACCUGGCUGAAGAGGUUUGGCUCUUCUCCCAGUGAAGAGAUGAUUACUUUGAUGUGGUCCUUUGUUGUGUCCAUUUACAGCAUCGGUGGACUUCUGGGGUCCUUGUCUGCUGGAUAUUUGUCUGUUAGAUUUGGAAGGAAGAAGGCCAUGCUGUUCACCAAUAUCCCUGCUCUGCUGAGUGCAACUCUGAUGGGACUCAGCCGGCUGUGUGGAUCCUUUGAGAUGAUCAUCGCUGGAAGAUUAUUUUCUGGAGUAUGUGGAGGUUUAGCUCUGAAUAUCCAUCUCAUGUAUGCUGGGGAAUGUGCCCCACGGAAGCUCCGUGGGCUGAUUGCCAUAACAGCUUCUACUGCCAUUGCCGUCGGAAAGUUUGUAGGAUUUGCUCUGGGUCUCAGAGAAGUCCUCGGAGUAGUUGCUCUCUGGCCUUUUCUCAUGGCAGCCAAUGCGCUUCCUGCCCUCAUUCAGCUUCUCACCCUCCCCUUCUUCCCAGACUCUCCCCGCUACCUGCUCAUUGACAAAAAGGACAAGGAGGGGUGCAUGAAAGCUGUGAGGCAACUCUGGGGAGACGGUGACCAUACGGCUGAAAUAGAUGACAUGAUGGCAGAGCAAGAAGCCAUCCGUGGGGACAAGGCUAAGAGCGUUUGUGAUCUUUUUCGUGACAAAGCUGUCCGUUGGCAGCUCAUCACUCUCUUCCUUGUCUCCUCAUGCAUGCAGUUUAUUGGCGUCAAUGUGGUUUACUUUUAUGCAUACAAUGUCUUUAUAAAGGCUGGAAUCCCCCCUACUCAAACCCACUAUGUUUCCCUGGGAGUUGGGAUCACCGAGAUCCUCACCACAGUUCUGUGUGGUUUCCUAAUUGAGCGUGCAGGGAGGAAGACACUGCUGUGGAAAAGCUACACUGUUAUGGCCUUGGCUUUAGGCCUCCUCACAGUCACGCUUUCACUACAGGAUUCCUUUUCCUGGGUACCGUACUGCUCUGUUGCACUCAUCUUUAUUUUCAUCAUGAGCUUUGGCAUUGGGCCAGCUGGAGUAUUAUGCCCCUUGCCCACAGAAAUAUUUAUUCAAUCAUACAGACCGGCUGCUUAUGUUUUUAAUGGUGCUACAAACUGGAUCCAACUCUUCAUCCUUGGACUUUUGUUCCCUUUCAUUGUGGAAGGUCUUGGUAGUUUCUGCUUCAUCAUUUUCCUGACAUACUGUCUGUCCAUGGCUAUCUUUGUCUUCCUGGUGAUGCCAGAGACCAAAGGAAAGACCAUGUUGCAGGUCAUGGAGGAGUUCAACCGCCUGAACUACCGAGGAAAGAAGAGACAGCCAGCCCUACAGCAGAGUAACUGCUCAGUGAUGAUUGUUACUAGACUUUAA
Messenger RNA from Fulmarus glacialis (Northern fulmar), 1473 nucleotides. RefSeq names its product solute carrier family 2, facilitated glucose transporter member 11-like. Gene Ontology annotation, biological process: monosaccharide transmembrane transport. The record is from RefSeq and is a predicted model, not a curated record. The transcript is spliced from 11 exons. Gene Ontology annotation, cellular component: membrane. Bases 1 to 1473 code for a protein of 490 amino acids. Gene Ontology annotation, molecular function: hexose transmembrane transporter activity. NCBI's taxonomy places the organism in Eukaryota, Metazoa, Chordata, Aves, Procellariiformes, Procellariidae.